AUGAACCUCAGCCAGCAGGCCUCCCAGCAAAACGCCACCAGUUCUCUCGCUGCGUGGGCAGACAGCGAAGUUGAAAACCUGCUCUACAAGAUCGAGAUUGUCCUCAACCAAACGCUGACGGUCGCCAUGAUGGUGAUGAGCGUCGUUGGCAACACCCUAGCAACGCUGGUGCUGAGCCGUCGCGCCUUCCGGCAUCUGCCCACUUCCGUGUACCUCCGAUUCCUGGCUGUGAUGGAUGCUGGGACGGUGGUCACUGGACUCACUCACAGGUUUACGCUGGCCGUGGCGGACUACGAUUUCCGCGCCACCGGGAACAUCCCCUGCCAGCUGCAGGUGUUCACCGUCUAUGUGUUCACAGAACUCAGCGCCUGGACGCUCAUUGUGGUCACUUCAGAGAGGGUGGUGUGCAUCCUCAAGCCGCACAAGGUUAAGCUGCUGUGCACCAAGUUCAAAUCCUACGUCAUUCUCGUAUCGUUGACCGUCAUAUUCUUCACGGCCAACUUACCCAUUCUAUUUAUAUUCGGACGGAAGUACGUGUAUGACCCAGUUCUGAACGUGACGAUCGAAGAGCCGUGCGUCCCGAUAUCCACGGACGAAGAUCUCAAUAAAGUGUGGUUUAUGAGUCACUUCAUCAAACAAAGCCUGGUGCCUUUCAUCAUCAUCUUCGUCAUGAACAUUAUCAUGAUCGUUGGGUUGUUCAAACGAAAAGAAUUUGUCAAAGAAUCCAUGCGCAGCGGAGGGGGAGGUGGGAAAAAGAGACAGAUCAGCGCAAAGUCUCAGGGUAACUCAAGUACCGCCGAAUCAAUGACGCCAUCAACUUCUGUGCAGAGUGUCAGCUCUACUACACAGAUUGUUGUGACGUCACAGCCAACUUCCGGUGAAGGAAGUUCUUCCCAAGCAGCUUCCAGACGAGAAACUGCCCUGACGAAAAAUCUAAUCAUGGUGAACGUUGUGUUUCUCAUGUGUACGUUUCCGAUAGGGAUCUAUCAACAGAUUGUUCCGCGACCCCCUGAGAAAGAUUUGGACCCCCCAUCUGAGACUAUAGUAUUUUCCAUGCUUGUUUUCGUUCUUUAUCUCAACAAUACUCUCAACAUUUUCCUCUACUGUGCCAACGGAUCCAGGUUUAAAAAGGAGCUGUCAAGCAUGCUGAAGGAAAUGAAACUGUUUUGCAAAGGCUCACAGAAAUAUUCGUAA
Messenger RNA from Aplysia californica (California sea hare), 1194 nucleotides. RefSeq names its product thyrotropin-releasing hormone receptor. Bases 1 to 1194 code for a protein of 397 amino acids. Lineage: Eukaryota; Metazoa; Mollusca; Gastropoda; Aplysiida; Aplysiidae. Gene Ontology annotation, cellular component: plasma membrane. Gene Ontology annotation, biological process: G protein-coupled receptor signaling pathway. The record is from RefSeq and is a predicted model, not a curated record. Gene Ontology annotation, molecular function: G protein-coupled receptor activity. The transcript is spliced from 2 exons.